CUGAUCAUUUCCCUUAAUCCAGUCUACUGCAGUCUCUCGUCUCUCUGCUGUGUCCAUGGCGCGCCUCCUCCGGCCGCUGCAGCUGCCUCACGGAGCGUAUCUGCCGGCCACUGCCAUCUUCGCGCGCGCGUGCUUCGCGACUGCUCGCGCGUCGUCGCUGUCUCGAACCCUCUCGCUAGUCGAGCCUCCCGCGCUUCGCCCGCUCUCAACACCUCGACGACCAUCAACAGCAGGAGCAGCGUGCAUCGUGCCGGCAUGUGCGUCCCAAGGGACGGCUGCAGCCGCUAGUAGCGGCAGUCAAGGACCGUCUCGCCUCAGCUGCGGAGACGCCAACUCCCUGUAUGCAUCUCCCUCGUUGAAGCCGCUCGAUAGAGUUCGGCUAUCCGGAGGAAGCAGCAGCAUCGCGCUGUUUGCAGCGGAUCGAGGAGAGAGCGGCGGCGCGGUUGUAGCGCGUUGUGGGACGAGCUACAGCCGUCCCUGCUGGCACGAAGGGCAGGGACGGGCGGCAGGGGAGUCGAGACGGGGAGUGGGGUCUGUCGCGACGUCCGCGGUGGUGCAGCGGGAGCAGGAGGGGGAGGUGGCGCAAGUGGAGAGGGGGGCGGAGAGGGCCGCGGAGGAUGGGGGAAGUGGUUGGGUGGGGUCGACAGGUGAUUGCGAGAGAGGCGAGGACGGUGGUAUUGAUGCCACUGAGGCAGCGGUGCUGGCGGCGCUGGAGCAAGGGCUGGGGGGGCCUCUGAGCAGAGAGGCGGUUGUGCCGGCGCCACAGCCGCUGGUGGUGGUGAUCAGCGGGCCCAGUGGCGUGGGGAAAGACGCCGUCAUCAAGUGCCUGCAGGAAGCUCGCCCCGAUGUGCACUUCGUGGUGACAGCCACGUCACGGCAGCGCAGAGCAGGCGAAGUGGACGGGGUGGACUACAUCUUCGUGUCGCGCGAGGAGUUUGAGGCCAUGCGGGACACGGGGGAGCUGCUGGAGCACGCUGUCGUGUACGGCGACUACAAGGGCAUUCCCAAGAAACAGGUCCGAGACUCACUAGCCCGCGGCACGGACGUGGUGCUACGAAUAGACGUGCAGGGAGCCGCCACCAUGCGCACCCUCCUCGGGUCGUCCGCCAUCUUUGUCUUCCUCGUGGCCGAGACAGAGCACGCCUUGGUGCAGCGCCUGGUGCGCCGGAAGAGUGAGCCUUUGGAGAAGCUGCUCGUGCGCGUGGGCACGGCCCGCGAGGAGCUGGCACGGCGGGCAGAGUUUGACUACGUGGUGGUGAAUGCCGAGGGGCAGCUGGAGACCACGGUGGCCGCGCUUUGUUCUAUUAUUGAUGCCGAGAAGCUCAGAGCCCACCGGCCGGCCUUGCUCGAGCUGUGACUGACUGUAUGUGGUGGUGGUGGUGGCUGUAUGAUGCUGGUCUGGUGAGAGGGGGGCUAGCUUUUUGUUGCUUGUUAUGGAUGCGGGCAGCUGGCCAAUGUGAGCGAUCCAGUUCAGUUGCCAAGUUUAGUUUGGCGACUCCAUAAAAGGCAUGUCACCUUUGUUCUGUAGGUUCGAUAUGCGAGGUGCGUGUUUCACUCCAGGAAUAUAUACCACGCAAAAGA
Closterium sp. NIES-67 is the source of this 1581-nucleotide messenger RNA. The record is from the annotation of a GenBank genome assembly. NCBI's taxonomy places the organism in Eukaryota, Viridiplantae, Streptophyta, Zygnematophyceae, Desmidiales, Closteriaceae.